CUGUAGGGUUACUCAUGGGACGCCAGAAAAAAAGGGGGACAAAUGUCAAUCAGAGCUGUAAUAUGCCUUUCACGUCGAAAUGUUGAUUCGGAGAUAGAUUCAUAAACACGAGACAAACAUCUAGAAAUAUCAUGAAACUCCCGAAGACCACAUAUUUUUUCAUAGGUCUGAAUUUAUAAGUUGAGACAUUCCCUUGACAUCUUGAUAUUUCCAGUGAAUAGGAAUAACAAUACCAUUAUCAACAUGCGAUUAGACUUAAGCCUCGCUGAUAUGGGUAGUCAAAUCAAUUACGACUGACCUCGCCUGGGUAGGCCCCGUACAAAGUGUGUAGUGAUCAGUCCCAGCCUUCCACAAACAGUGCAGUGCGUAUUGUUUGUGGUGACACGUUACGGUUCAUAUCGUCCAGCAUUCCACCGGCUCCACAUCCGCGUGUCAUGCCGACGCACCAGCACCUGUCAACCACCUGACUCCGUCCCCACCCCUCCUCCCCCACCCACCUCCUGCUGCCCCCUCCCCCCCGGGAUGACGGUGUCGGACCCAGCCCACCAGCCUGCCGGGCCGGCGCCUGGCUUCUCUGGGCUGCCGGAUGAGCUGUGGGGCCGCGUCUUCUCGUACCUGGACCCGGUGGAGGACCGGGUUGUUAUGUUAGCGCUCGUUUGUAAGAAGUGGAGCCGUGUUUUGAGGAAUACGCCCGACUUGUGGCGCACGCUGAACGUUUGUCGGCACCUGGAGGACCAGCAGUACGAAAACGUCGCCGUGGUGCUGAACACAUACGGCCAACACGUCCAUGUGCUGACCUGGAAGUCAGGUGUACCAGUCAGCCCUGCCGUGCUGGCCCUUGUGCCCACCUUAACAAACCUGCGGGUUCUCGGUUUGCCGGUAGUUUGGGACAGGGAACACAUCCACAGUUUAAUGCCACUCUCAGGGUUAGAGGAGGUUCAGAUCAACGGUGCGUUUGAGCUGACGGACGGCGACUUGGACCUCGUCGCCAGGUCCUUCCCCGAGCUGAGGGAAGUGACUUUCACGGCGUGCUGGAACCUUUCUCCCGAAGGCGUGCUCUCCUUCCUCGAACAGUCCGACCUGCACAACCUGAGACUCAAACUCAAUGUAGGGCUGCCUCUUCACGAUGUGCGGAGCGAUCAUGCCAUGUUACAGGGAGCGAACCUUGUCCUUGAUCUGGCCGACUCGCGGUUUGCCCACCUCUUAACCGUGCUCCACUUGAACUUCGUACCGCUCGAGCUGGACGAGCUCUGGAGCUGCCUGAACCAUUUUACACGCAUCCGCAAGCUGGGCAUCACCAACUGUGAGAGACUCCAGGGUGUGCGCCUGCGCUCUGCGACCCUGCAGAAGCUGUACCUGUACAACCUGUGGAGCGUCAGCUUCGUCAGCUUGUGGACGCCGCAGCUGCGCAGUCUGCACCUGGACGCCGGGAUGGAGAACAUGGAACACCUGGAAGUUUUCGCGCCAAAACUUCGGAAGCUGCAGGUGGACGGCAGCGGCGUUCUCAGGACUCUGAGUGUGAAGAGCAGCAAACUGUCCAACGUCGAGCUCUACAACUGUGAAAUGCUGGACGGGUUGGGCUUUACCCGUUUCCUGGGCAACAACAUCACCGUCACCGUCCUGUCCCUGGGCAGCAUAGACAUGGAGGCGCUGUCUCUCGACCAAAACCGGUGCCCUAGCUUGCGAGAACUGCGUCUCCUAGCGGACUUUCGCUGUACUUCACUCCACCUGUCAUGCCCGACCCUGAGACGGCUGUGCGCGGAUAGUGACGUCAUGUUGCCCACGUUACAAAUUGUCUCGGUUGUGGCGAAACACGUGGACAGGCUUCACCUUGCAAACGUGCCGGGACUUCAAAGUUUAACCGUACAGUGUGACCGGGUAGACCUUGUGGAAAUAAAUACGACAGGAAACGUCAACGUUUCACUAGAGAACUGCGCUCUGCAAGCAGUUGAAGAGUUAGGUACGCUGAGGUUGUUUGACUGUCAGGUGCAGGCACUUGUACUGAGCGCCCCCUUGGUGCGGCAAUUGGUACUGUACCGCUGCGUGGUAACGGACUACAGUCUGUGCAUGGCGCUCCGCGGAUGUCCGAACAUCCAACGCCUACAGCUGCAGAAAUGCAGCUCGCUGACACGAGUUUCCAUCUGCAGGUCGCUGAUGCAGUAUCUCCACCUGUUGGACUGCAGGGGGAUCCUACAAGUGGAGCUGACAGACUGUCCAAAGCUGCUAGCUCUGGACAUCGGCCAAUGUCCGAACGUGCGACUUUUCGUGCAGGGAUCAGAGACAACCCCAAACAAAUACAGCACUGAAAUGGUGUGGUCAGGACCACCAGGAAAGAAGGCUAAAGUGGGUCUUGGAGAAAGGACCAAACCCGUCAGCAUCUAAAAUUGUGUUGACAGAAAGG
This is a messenger RNA of Branchiostoma floridae (Florida lancelet), 2401 nucleotides long. RefSeq names its product F-box/LRR-repeat protein 7-like. NCBI's taxonomy places the organism in Eukaryota, Metazoa, Chordata, Leptocardii, Amphioxiformes, Branchiostomatidae. Gene Ontology annotation, molecular function: protein binding. The record is from RefSeq and is a predicted model, not a curated record. The transcript is spliced from 3 exons. The coding region runs from base 523 to 2382 and encodes 619 amino acids.